AUGGCCAAUCUCGAUACUCUACCUGUUGAACUUGUCACAAAAGUCGUGAGCCAUCUGUCACCUCAAGAUGUCAAAGCCUUGAGCUGCACCAGCUGGCUCAUGCGGCACGCUGUUGUUGGAGUUCUAUUCCAAACUCUCAUCAUUCCCUUCCCGCUGGCAUCUACUCAAGCUCUGGAGGAGCUCAUCCACAAGUAUCAAGACUUCAUCUCUACAGUCCACUUACAUGUCUCCUUUCAACCCAACAUUGAGGAAAAGCCCCACGACGGCCCUAUGCCCAGCAUAUGGGGGGUAGCUCCAACGGACACACUCAAGAAAAUCACGCAAGGCGAUAUUCUCAGAAAUGUCAGUUCUUUUGUCCUCGAGUUCAACGGGGCACAAUUUAAGGACCCUGGCUGGUGGGGUGAACCCGCUCCUUGGUCAGAUCCAAACUUGCCUGGCAGCAUUUUUGAGAAUGGGGAGAAUUGGGAUCAGAUACUGCAACAAGAACGGGAUUUUAUAUGGCGUGCUCAAUACAACGAGUUCAUGCGAGCUAUUUCAAUGAACCUAAAUAUUACGAACCUCAAGAUCGAAAACCUCAUUCCCAGGAACGUUUCUGCAUGGGAAACGCCAGAGUGGGCGUCUUUCCUGGGGAGGCUGCAGGUUUUAGAGAUUGGUGUCUUUAGCGGCGACGACGAUUUGUUGCACACCAAUCUCGGGUUCAUAGAGUUUAUCAGGAGUUUGCCGCAGUUCCUCAUGAGGCAUGCGCGAAACGUCAGGCGUCUUACUCUCGAAGCCAGCCCGGACGCUUUAUUUGGGGGAGCGUCUGCCAACUACUGCAUCCGUCUGCCCUUGAGGGAAGAUCACCUCCCCUUCCUCCGCUCACUCACGCUCAAGAAUAUCAUGAUCGGGCCUGAUCUGGUAGAGUUCCUCACGAGUCGAGUCGAUUGUUUUGAAGAGCUUGAGCUACAUGACUGUAUGUGCGACGAGCCUGAACCGGAGUACGGACCUGAUUGGGACCUGGAACCGGUGGCCUGGGCUGAUCUGUGGAGAGCCAUGAGGGAGAGCAAUAUGCGGCUUUUCAAGGUGUCUGUCGUGCAAAGCAAAACGCCUCCGCUUCUAUGGCAGGAGGGUAGUAGUGAGGAGGACGGGACCAGUGAAGAGUCUGUCUCGGCUGCAAGGAUUAGAAAGAUGCUGGAAGAGGAUAGAAGUUUGGUGGUGUGGAGAUAUGCUAGGGUUGAUUAUAAGUACGGUUGGAUCGUGGACCUGUCGGAUGAUAAUGUUAAAUAUUUUGAGGAGGGUGAGGAUCAGCGGGAAUACGUAAAGUUGUUGGAGGUGUUAGAGCAGAGGAGCAAGCAGCGAGGGUGA
Molecule: messenger RNA, 1344 nt
Organism: Fusarium fujikuroi IMI 58289
Lineage: Eukaryota; Fungi; Ascomycota; Sordariomycetes; Hypocreales; Nectriaceae
Exons: 1
Coding region: 1-1344 (447 amino acids)
Molecular function (GO): protein binding
Source: RefSeq, a predicted model, not a curated record